AUGAAGGUCGCCGUCCUCCAAUUCAACCCCAUCCUGGGCCGGGUAGCCCACAACAUGCACCACGCCGAGCACAUCCUCUCCUCAACCCAAGUCCACAUGGACGUCCUAGUCCUUCCAGAGAUGGCCUUCUCCGGCUACAACUUCUCCAGCCUGGAAGCAAUCCGGCCAUUCCUCGAACCCACAGCCGCAGGACCGACAUCACAAUGGGCGACGAAAAUUGCCAUGCAGAGGAAUACGACGGUCAUUGUCGGCUACCCUGAGAUCGCCACGGAGAAGAGACCUGAUGGGACGACGGUCAUGACGAACUACAAUUCUACCAUUACGGUGGGUCCUAAUGGCACCGUGCUGUCGAAUUACAGGAAGUCUUUCCUCUACUACACCGACGAGACGUGGGCGGCGGAAGGAUUCAAAACGACUGGAAACCAGAUGCCCUUUUUCACGGGGCAGCUGGGAACGCUGGGGAAUGUGGGUCAUGGCAUUUGCAUGGAUAUCAAUCCCUAUCGAUUUACGGCCCCAUGGUCAGACUACGAAUUCGCAACGACGAUGCUGAGGAACAAGUGCCGGGUGGUCAUACUCAGUAUGGCGUGGCUGACAAGACUGGGGCCGGAAGACUGCCAAAUCAACCCAGAGAGACCGGACAUGGAGACUGUAGCGUACUGGCUGGAGCGGUUCUGGCCGUUCGUCGACUCUCAACCUCAAGAUCCGAUCGUGGUGGUAUUCGCGAAUCGAUGCGGUAGUGAAGGAAGCUCGAAGGGAUCGGUGCAGAUGGAGCAUGGCCAUGACAUCGAGAUAGGAGAUCGAGUUGCGUAUGCUGGGUCGAGCUGUGUGAUGCGGUUUCAGAGCGGGUCGGUGAAGCUUUGGGAGCAUUACACGGGGCCGAAGAAGGGUGAUGUCGGACUGCUGGGUAAGGGUGAGGAGGGCAUGCUGGUGGUCGAUACUGGAAGCGCAGCGAGUUUUCUACUGCAGCAGAAGACAGGUUAG
Messenger RNA from Zasmidium cellare ATCC 36951, 981 nucleotides. RefSeq lists its product as uncharacterized. Gene Ontology annotation, molecular function: protein-N-terminal asparagine amidohydrolase activity; protein-N-terminal glutamine amidohydrolase activity. Lineage: Eukaryota; Fungi; Ascomycota; Dothideomycetes; Mycosphaerellales; Mycosphaerellaceae. The transcript has a single exon. The record is from RefSeq and is a predicted model, not a curated record. Gene Ontology annotation, biological process: protein catabolic process. Bases 1 to 981 code for a protein of 326 amino acids.